CCCGCAGGAGGUGGCCCUGAGAAAACGCGGUUAAGUAACACAAAUCAAAACGAAGAGUUAAAUGUUGUUCUUGCUGCCAGUCUUUACUAUUAGAGCGCCACGUACGGACUGGGGACUCCUGGUGAAUCCAGCAGUGCCGGUAGAGUCACAUUCAAACGAAGGAGCAAACCACGCUGCUGCACCGCUACACUAACACUUCGCUUCAGCCGACCUGAAAUAACAGCGAGGGCGUGAGUCAUCAUGACUGAACAACAGAGGCAGCGCUCGCUCUCCACGUCGGGGGAGACCCUGUACCGCGUGCUGGGCGUCGACAAGAAUGCCACUACGGAGGACAUCAAGAAAUCGUACAGGAAACUUGCGCUUAAAUUUCACCCUGACAAGAACCCAGACAACCCAGAAGCAGCUGAUAAGUUCAAGGAGAUCAACAAUGCCCAUGCUAUACUCAACGACCCCACCAAGCGCAACAUCUACGACAAGUAUGGCUCCCUGGGCCUCUACGUGGCCGAACAGUUUGGCGAGGAGAACGUCAACACCUACUUUGUCCUCUCCAGCUGGUGGGCCAAGGCGCUGUUUGUAUUCUGCGGCCUUGCCACUGGCUGCUACUUCUGCUGCUGUCUGUGCUGCUGCUGUAACUGCUGCUGUGGGAAGUGCAAACCACGGCCCCCCAUGGACCAGGAGCCUGAGUUCUACGUAUCCCCUGAGGACCUCGAGGCUCAGCUGCAGUCUGACGAAAGAGAGGGUGGAGAGCCCAUCGUGAUGCAGCCUUCAUCAGCCACAGAGACCACCCAGCUGACGGCUGACAGCCACACCAGCUACCGAACGGACACGGGCUUCAACUAAAGCUCCUGGCCACCUCCCUGCCCCCUGCACUUUCCGAGAACCCAGGUGAGGCGGGAGAGGGCGGAGGAGUCCAAAAGAAGCGAAAAGGCCAUUUCAACAACAAAUGGGGAGCACGCCGGGCGGCCCAGAGGGACUACGAUGGGAAACGAACUGAACUCUCACAAACAUCUUUUGUCAUGAAAGUACCAGAUAUCAGCAUUUGUUUAGAAAGAGGAAAAUGCGCUUCUGUUUCUUUGGCCUUUGUACCUCCCCUCUUCCAGAACUUCAUUCCCAGCAUCCUCUGAAGGUCCCUUCAAAUGGUUCAUCUUGUGGCAUAUAGUGUUUAAAACAGGUUUUUUUUUUUAGUAGUUGUUAGUAUAAUUCUGUUUGUUCAUGUGUGCACAGUAUACGUUCAUAUAACUGUAUAUUUAUAUAUGUCACAUAUACAAGCACACAGAAAAGUGUGUUUUAUUUGGACUACGGUCGAUACCAUGUGUAUAUCCAGCAAUUGGAUAAUCAGUUUCUCAUUGCAGAACCCAGGAGAACGCCACCAAACAUUUCAUGGGAUCCAACUGCUUUGGAGCCCAUUUUUCUGUUGUUCUUCUGCAGGCCUUGGGCAGCCCCACCACCCUGCACCACACCAAAAAAAAAACACAAAAGCAAACAUCAUCUUCAGUCCAUCACUGCAGUACGUUUCCUCACAUAAUUGCUUAGUUCAUUUCCCAUCUGGACCAGUCUGGAAAUACUUUGUGUUCAUGGUAAUGCACACGUGAGAUUUUCAUAAAGUCUUCAGAAGCCCUUAUUCAGUGAUUGGCUGUUAACAUUCCGUUUAACAUUAGUUUGUGCGGUUGUCCUACAGCUCCUGUUUAGAGAGAUGCUUUUUGCAAGCUGCUGAAGAUUUGCUUCUUUAAAAAGAGAACUGCCGAGGUCUGUUUGAGUCGCUGUAGCAUUCGUUAGAAGCCACAUCCCUAGUUUUAGUUCCUUUUGUCUAUGCAAAACGCGCAGUGUGCAUCAUACCUGUACGAGUUUCGUUUUAUAAUGUCAUAGACAUUCACUGAAUUUUGUGCGUUCGAAAAAACUGAGUGGACAUUUUGGUAAUAGUAGAAAAACAAAGUGGUACCCCAAAUAAUCAUUAUCAAAAGUCUUGUUCUUUAUGGGGAUAUUUAUUAACAUUUUGUUAGUCCAGUUAAUAUCCCUUUUCGAUUUCAAGAGGUUUUUAAAGUGUGACCUUUCCUUCAUACAGUCCAGCCUUUGGGAUUUUUCUUUUUUCCGAGAAAAGUUUAACACACACGUCACAUGUACUACAUAUUUGCUGUAUUUGAACAGGUCGGUGGGGCACUUAUGCUACUCUACGUAUGAAUCUAGAGGCCGUAGUAACACUGACAGACUGCUGUAUGGCAUGCCUUCUUCACAGUGACACGGGCAAAGGGAUUAUAACCUUUAUUAUUUAUGCCCACUUAAUUGUUCUAUACCUCAUUGCUUUAUUACUCAAGUCAUUUUUGGUAGGCUAGAUUCCAUGUUUUAUAUUUCUUCAGGGUUAUCACACUCAGAACAGGUUUUUUUUUUUUUCUUUCCAUUCUUGCCUUCUGCCCUUAAAUGCUGAGCUGCAGAAACUUCCUAGUCACUCAUGGUUUAAGCCAGAUUUGCACUUAACCUUAAACAGCCCUUGCUUUGCUAUCCCCCCCCGUUUCCUACUGUUGAUUGACACAGCUGUAGGGAUGCUGUGUUUUUUUUUUUUAUGUUGGUAAUGUGUGGAUGCUGUGCUGUGAUUAGAAGGUGCAGUAGAUGGACACAAAGGGAAUCUUCAUAUCAAAGGUUGAGCACCAGUCUAGGAACCAAACGAAAAGCUCUCUAUAACAUAAACAUGGCAAAAUUGGUCACCAUUGGUGGGGGAAAUUGCACCUGGGUUGGAAAACUACCACUGAACAAAGACCACAGUCAAAUAGCUGAUAUCCGAGUUGAAAAAGUACAAAUGGGAAAGACUGUACAAUGCAGACUUUUUGUGGUGCUCAACAAAAUUAUAUACUGCAUUGUGACAUCCUACUGUAAUCAGUCACACCCGUUUUAGAUAAUGACGCAUUGACAUAUGAUUUCUGUCACCAUUUUUUAGUAUGACUUGUGAAAAGUGAAUGCCAUGGAUAAGCCCGUUUUAACUGGUAACGUGAGGUCAGAUGUAUUGUUUUGCUGAUUUGAAUAUAGCCCCCACUUUACACCUUUCUGACUUGAGAGAUAUUACUUUAAUUCCCUUUAUACCAAGAUUUUGUGUGAAACACUGGAUAAUGACUAUCAGGCACUGAACUGGCAAAUGAGUACGUUUGUCUACUUUUAUGCAGUCCAUCUUUCUGCUUGUUCUGAGCCAUUCUCCCUUGUCUAAGGGGAUGCCCUGUAGAUUUCCUACAGUCUCAAGAAACAAUGCAAGUCCCCCCACCCAACCCCCAUUCAUGGAUGUGGCCCCUGCUACAACAUUGACAUUCUGGGAAACGCGAUCAAGGGCACUCAUAGUUUGCUUCAGAGUCCGUGAAAAUGGAGAACUAUUAAGGGAUGCAACCGUAAAGGGUUAAGCCUUUAAAAGUAUACAGGGCUUCAUAGCUCAGAUUUGACUUUCACGAUUAACACAGCUUUUAAAUGUGCUUUGGUCUGUAUUAGUUUUAGAAUAAAGCAUGGCUGUGGUCCCCCCAUAUAUGACUUAAGAGGCCAACCUGAGUCAAUGUAGUUUUAUGAAGUGGGAUUCGCACAAAACUGUCAUCUAUUAAUAGAUUAACCUAUUCUAUUAAAAGAAAGCUACAUGUUGGUAAGCAAGACAUCUAGUCUAUAGAAGUCAUUACACUUUUGAGGCUGGUGUGAUGUGAUCAGGUAGGAAUAGUCAAUUAAAUAUUGUGCUUAGUCACAGUUCUCUACAGUAAAUGUAAUAUUUCUGGCUGUGUAACUUUGCAGAUGCUUUAUACUGUAGUCCUCUGCUUACACUGGUCUAUACAAUCUGCAGGCCUGUAUACAGGUUAGCGUUGGACAAUUUAAACAUGUCAAGUUACUACUGAACCAUGGUUGCUUGCACUGGUUUUUAUACAUUUCAAAUUGUGUAGCUUUUAUCAUCCACUGUUUAGAGGCAUCGUUAGAUGGUUGUGAAAGAGUACCUUUCUUUUUGUUAAAUCUUUUUAAGCUAAAUUGUUGAAGGCACUACUAUUAAUGAAGGUAAAUCAAAGUAGUCACUGGUUAGGUACCAGUUGUAAUGUAUUUUCUGUAAUUUGACAAAGACAAAUCAGUGGGUGUCUUUUGAUUCCCAGAAAACAGUCGAGCUGAUUCGAAAGCGUCAGCUGAAGUAAUCUUAAAAUUAUUUUUUAAAUCAUCAUUGAUGGUACCGGAAGUUGAAAUGGUUUUGUUUUAAUUAUGUCCUGCUUUAAUUAGUAUGUUGAAAGCACCUGCAAAAGCUGGAAGGUGGCUCUAAUAUUGUUUCCCCUUGUUUGAUUUUGGCCCUGUUGUUUGGGCCAUGCAUUUUCCAAAAGUACGUUUGAGAACAUCAGUAUGUAUCUUGGUCCUGCUAAAACAGCAUGGUGUCUUCAGCUGCUCUCUGUGGAACAGUUCUUUUAGGAGGAUUCUCUUUGUGAAGUAUCAUUACUGGAUGUUUGUGCAUCUGAGAGCUCCCAGCACUUUGCAUGAUGUGUUUUGUGCUGAGAAAGGAUCCACGCUCACACAUCACCUGUCCUUGAAGCAGACUGCCUCCAUAUUCGUUCUUCUUUUGUUGUUGCCAGAGGUAGUAGAGGUUUGCGUGAUAUGGGGGGGGUGACAUUCACAUUAUGUACAUUAUGAUUUGUCUUUGUUUAUUCGUAGUUUACAUGUUCAUUUGUUUUUCUUGGAAUACAUGUGAUUAGUGAAUGGGUUUUAGCAGUUUAAUCGUGGUCCUCGACCAAUACGCACGUAAACAUUGUAUCAGUAUUAAUAUUCAACAAUUCAGAUGUGAGCCAUCAUAGAUUAUGAAUCAUUGCAAUGACUAUUUUUGUUCUUGUCUUUGGCAUGGAGCUGUGACAUCUGAUUGGCUGAUCAGGCUAAUAAUAGCUGGAAUCAUACAUUCGGAUGGAUAGCUACAUCACAAACAUUACAUGCACGCAUAAAGUACGACAAUGCAACGUAGGCAUUAAAUUUUUCCAUGGGAAAAUUUGAAAAAAAGGAUUGUAUCUUUUCAGUUUUGAUUUAAUUUUCUUGCCUAAAAAUGCGGAGGAGAAAAAGUUUCCAGAACAAGGAAUGAUAUAAAUUUAGACGCUGCCAAAAAUUGUAUGUUGAUUUCCAAUUCAUUUCAAGAAUUUUUAUGCCAAGAAGUUAUUACAAUUCUUGAGUGCGCCCUCACUCUUUUCUGUCCUUGAUCUGGUUGAUGGUGUUAUUUGUGGUCAUUGACAAUGGAAAAUCUAUCCCAAAACCUCAAUACUUGCUGUGGCUUUUUUGAGAUGUUGGAAAAUGCAAAUAUUUGAGUGAAUGCAACGUGUAUUCAAAGUUGUGUUGAAAAAUUUAAGAAAUGUUCUAUUACAAUCUUUAAACAAAAUAUAUAGUGCAUAGUGAUAGUUAUGAUGCGUUAUUUAUUUUAUUUUUAUGUUUUUAAUAAAUGACUAGUUUCAAUUGUAUGUAAUUAGAUGUGGCCAUUAAACAAGGUGUAACACAAGACUUAAAGGUUGAGGUCUCAUGUACAUACAGUACACGUGGAUAUAUUGAAUACUAAACUAGUUUUAUGUUUUAGCAUGUUUAUUUACUGUGUGUCCAAAAGAACAUGGGUAAUUAUCUGAUUUGCUGUUGUAAAAUAAAUGUUUCUGAGGCUUAA
Molecule: messenger RNA, 5623 nt
Organism: Scleropages formosus (Asian bonytongue)
Lineage: Eukaryota; Metazoa; Chordata; Actinopteri; Osteoglossiformes; Osteoglossidae
Product: dnaJ homolog subfamily C member 5-like
Exons: 5
Coding region: 241-840 (199 amino acids)
Biological process (GO): regulation of synaptic vesicle cycle
Cellular component (GO): membrane; presynapse; intracellular membrane-bounded organelle
Source: RefSeq, a predicted model, not a curated record